Messenger RNA from Penicillium soppii, 1689 nucleotides. RefSeq lists its product as uncharacterized. Lineage: Eukaryota; Fungi; Ascomycota; Eurotiomycetes; Eurotiales; Aspergillaceae. Bases 1 to 1689 code for a protein of 562 amino acids. The transcript is spliced from 5 exons. Gene Ontology annotation, biological process: endoplasmic reticulum to Golgi vesicle-mediated transport; intra-Golgi vesicle-mediated transport; endocytosis. Gene Ontology annotation, cellular component: Golgi apparatus. Gene Ontology annotation, molecular function: GTPase activator activity; metal ion binding. The record is from RefSeq and is a predicted model, not a curated record.
AUGUCUCGACGUCCGACCCCCGGGCAAGCCGCCCAAAACUCGCAAACCAUCAAGGGUUUGUUGAGACUUGAGCACAACAAGAUAUGUGCCGACUGUAAACGGAACAAGCAUCCGCGAUGGGCCUCUUGGAAUCUGGGUGUUUUUGUUUGCAUUCGCUGCUCGGGCAUUCACAGGGGUAUGGGCACGCAUAUCAGCCGAGUCAAGUCCGUGGAUCUCGAUGCUUGGACCGAUGAACAACUUCAGAGCGUGGUCAAAUGGGGCAAUUCAAGAGGAAACAAGUAUUGGGAGGCGAAAUUGGCACCUGGCCAUGUUCCUUCGGAGGCGAAAAUUGAGAACUUCAUCCGGACCAAGUAUGAGAGCAAGCGAUGGGUAUUGCAGGAUGAAAUCCCAGAUCCCUCCACCCUAGAUGACGGCGAUGACGACGUUCCUCUUGCGGUUGUGCAGGAAAAAGCGAAGAUUGAACGCUCUGCUUCGCAACGACUCCCCGCUCCCAGUCAGCCCCCGGUACACCGUCAACAGCCUCCAAUUGACCUGUUUGGUGAUGAUAUCUCUCCUCCGGCCCGCCCCAGCACAACUGAUCCUACUCUGCGUGCGCCAUCCAGACAAGCCCAACCCGCGCCUGUCAAGACUCACAAGCCCAAUGAUUCCCUACUCGGCCUUGACUUCUUCGGUAGCACUCAGCCCGCUGCUGGCACUCGCCCAACUAGCACAGCAUCCACUCCGGCAGCGCCAUCCGGAAUGUCUCGGCCGGAUCUUAAGCAAUCAAUUCUGUCGCUGUAUGCGAAGCCGCAACCGGCACCACCGGUGCAACAUCAGCGAGGCAACUCUUUCGGCGACAUGGCCUCUCCUCCGGCUCCCUCCGCUUCUCAUAUGGGUGGCCUGACGGACGCCUUUAGUGGACUGAGCUUCCCCACCACCACUUCUCCUCCACCUGCUAAGCCAGUGGAAAAACCCUCUGCAUUUUCCAACCUUGCAUCUUUCGGUGGUGCUAAGUCAACUCCUGCGGCUCCGAAGGUCACAUCACCCUCCGGAUCUGCUCGGGGUGACCUUUUUGAAAGCUUUUCCUCCCAUACCCCGAAGCCCCAGUCUCGCACUACUUCUGUGUCCUCAAAUGGACAAGAUUUCGGAUUUGGUGGCUUCACAUCCCCAACUGUUAAGCCUAACCCUCCAUCGUCAUCCCUUUCGAAUGAUCUGUUUGGGCUUUCUUCGACCUCUUCCGCGCCCCAAGCAACGGUCUCUCCCCCAAAGUCUGCUGCAACAUCUCCACAGCAAGAAAUGAAUUCUGCAUUCAAUAUUUCCGCACCCCCGAUGCAACCUCUCGCCCCUCCCAAAGCGCCAGCUACCAGCGCCGCAAACGCUGCCGCAGCCAGCAUUAUGUCUGGAAGCCUCGACCCAUGGGGUGGCAAUGCGUGGAGUACGCCUGAUCGCGCACCCUCUCCUGCUGCUGCUGCACCUUCAACUGCGUCCAUGAUGAAGGUCCCUGACACAUUAACCCCACACGAUAUGGGUCAUGGUUGGGGUGCCCCAAGUGCGGCCCCCAAAUCCGCUCCCACUGUAGCGGCCGAUGAGGAUUUUGGUGGCUGGGCUAGCGCUGCUCCCGUCUCCAACCCAAAUCCUUCUACCAACAACAGCAAGCCUGCUGGUGGGUUUGGGGGAUCUGAUGACCUCUUCUCCAACGUCUGGGAGUGA